AUGAUCCUCUCCUGGAACGUGCAAUGUCGCCUCGUGUUUCUGCCCAUAUUAAUUCUCUUCUCAAAGCCUCCUGAAUUCAAGGGAGGUCUGUGGACCUCGUGGAUCCCGCUCACAACAACGUAUUCGGGUCAUGCGUCACAAUGCACAUCCAAAUUCUGGCAAUGGGACACUGGGAGUGAUGUGCUAGCCUGGGAUGCUGGGUUCGGCGUCAAGGUGAGCGCCGGCCUGCGUUGCGUGCCCCAGGCGGCAACGACCUGGUGGGAUCAGACAUGGUUGGGGCCCACGACCGAGACUGUCGUCAGCAUCGGCCCAUUCAUCUGUCCUGAAGCCUUCACCCAGGUGGCCACGUCCGUCGUAGACGAGUAUAGCACGCAGGUGGCUUGUUGUCCUUCAGGCUAUUUGUUCGUCGAUUGGAUGCCGGCUGGAGUUGCGAGGCAGUGUUAUAGCGAUGUCUCUGCAGACGUCGCCCUCCUUGUCCACACGAGGGUCCAGUGUGACACAUGGACUCAGGCAACGAUGCAGAUCAACACAUCACCAACCAUCUGGGGGGCUCACAUAAACGGCUGGGUCUUUGCUGCUGAGCAAACGGUUGCGCCGCCUCAGUCACCUGAGAUAACAUCUCAAUCACUAGGGACGGUAUCUCCACCAUCGGAGACAGCAUUUCAAUCAUCGCAGACCAUAUCUCAGUCAUCGGGGACGGUUUCGCCUCCCUGUUUCUCUUGCAACAGCAGUAAUAACGGCAAUAACAGCAGUAACAGAAGCAUCGGGAUAGGUGUUGGGGCCUCAUUGGCCGCUGUUGGCCUUGCAACACUGAUUGCAGGGCUGGUCAUGAUGCGCAGGUCGAGAAAGAUAUUACGUGCCGCACGACACGGAGAAGAAGUGCCCAAGGACACAGACACGGACUCUCGAAUCAGUCACGAGCGGCCUGUUUCACCAGCUGAUAAACCAGCCGGCGAGCUCUAUGGUUCCGAUCCUACCUUUUUCCACGCCGAGGCGCCCGCUCCACAAUAG
Diaporthe amygdali is the source of this 1011-nucleotide messenger RNA. RefSeq lists its product as uncharacterized. NCBI's taxonomy places the organism in Eukaryota, Fungi, Ascomycota, Sordariomycetes, Diaporthales, Diaporthaceae. The transcript has 3 exons. The coding region runs from base 1 to 1011 and encodes 336 amino acids. The record is from RefSeq and is a predicted model, not a curated record.